Messenger RNA from Musa acuminata AAA Group (dessert banana), 2465 nucleotides. Its product is annotated as alpha-amylase isozyme 3C-like. Gene Ontology annotation, biological process: carbohydrate metabolic process. Gene Ontology annotation, molecular function: alpha-amylase activity; calcium ion binding. The transcript has 6 exons. The record is from RefSeq and is a predicted model, not a curated record. The coding region runs from base 977 to 2317 and encodes 446 amino acids. Lineage: Eukaryota; Viridiplantae; Streptophyta; Magnoliopsida; Zingiberales; Musaceae.
AGAACUUGUUCCCAAGUUCUAAAAAACCAACUUGAUUCUUGCUCUUUGGACAUGUCUUCUAUACCAACACCAUCUGUAUUCUCAGUCAAUCAAGGUUUUGGCAUCUUAGCUGAGGUCUCAUUUGCUCCUCAGUGGAAUGAGAGAUCAUGCUAAGUCUGUAGGGUGGCAUUAGCUACAUGAUUACUUCGAAGGGAUGCCAUGAGAGAAGGAUGCCUCAGCCUCAGCCUCAGCCUCAGCACUAAGAGAGUGAAACACUGUGCCAUGUGAAACUCCAUUUGCCUGAUGAUGAUGCCGGAGGAAGCUUUCCCAUUGGCGUCCAGGGGUUUGUGGUCGUGAACCGGACCGGUCUUCUCCUCUGUUGAUGACGUCGAACCCGGUCAAUUAAAUCCCGCUACUCAGCCCGAACCAAACCCGGCUCAAACUUAAGGCGUUAAUUUAACCAAAUCGGACCCCCAUCGCUCCGCCCUUUCUCCCCGUCCUUCACUACUUCCGCCCUUUCCUCUCGUCUCUGCCGCUUCUUAAUUCACGGAGGAACGCCUAGGGUUCCGCCCCGACAUCGCUCCCCUCGCCACCCCGCCAUGGAGCCGCGGCUGCAGCACCCCAAGAACGGCCUCUUCUUCUCUGAUCUCUUCGACUUUGGUUUAAAUCUAUGUUGAACCAUUUGCAAUUAACCGCCAAGGUUCGCGUUGAAUUGAGUCGGGUAGGAUGUCGCCGUGCAUUUAAUUGCGAUAGAUACGGCGUCGGGCUGCGGCUCGUGCCUCGCACUUCUGCAGCUUCCUUGCCGCUUCGGAAGCCUUUCACACAUGCGGAGCUGACUUCCUGAAUCCGCCCAAAUCAAGUUGAUGUCACGCACGCAGCUCAAUAGGGAACGAUUUCUUGCUUCCUGAGGAGCCCUACCGCACCGCAUUCGCCGUCUUGUGUUGGGUUCGGCCGGCCUGCCAAGGAAGCUUCUGAGGAGGAGGAACAGAGAGGAUCCAUGGCGACGGCGCUCUUGCCUUCAUCCCCCUUCUCCGACCGUCUCCGGAGAUCCUUCCCUGAUCUGAAAGUGAAAUCACUUGGUCCUUGGAUGUUUCUGCUUCUGUUUCUUGUCGUUCCGAACUUGGCUCAGUCCCAGAUACUCUUCCAGGGCUUCAACUGGGAGUCGUGGAGGCAGCAAGGCGGCUGGUAUAACUUCUUGAAAGACAAAGUCUCUGAUAUAGCCAACGCUGGAGUCACCCAUGUCUGGCUGCCUCCGCCCUCGCACUCUGUCGGCGUUCAAGGUUACAUGCCGGGCCGGCUCUACGACUUGGGUGCUUCCAAGUAUGGGAAUCAGGAUGAGUUGAAGACGCUGUUCGGUGCUUUCCACGACAAGGGAGUCAAAUGCGUGGCCGACAUCGUCAUCAACCAUCGUUGCGCAGACAAGCAAGACGGGAGAGGCAUAUGGUGCAUCUUCGAAGGCGGAACCGAUGAUGCCCGCCUCGACUGGGGUCCACACAUGAUCUGUAGGGACGACACACAGUACUCCGACGGCACCGGCAACCUCGACACCGGCGAGGGCUUCACGGCGGCUCCCGACAUCGACCACCUCAACACGCAGGUCCAGCAUGAGCUCACGGACUGGCUGAACUGGCUCAAGACUGACAUCGGCUUCGACGGGUGGAGGCUCGACUUUGCCAAGGGUUACUCCUCAAGCAUCGCCAAGAUCUACGUCGAACAGACGCAUCCAAACUUCGUGGUGGCUGAGAUCUGGAGUUCAUUAGCUUACGGAAACGAUGGGAAGCUAGCAUACGAUCAGAACGGCAACCGCCAAGGGCUGGUUAAUUGGGUUCAGCAGGUCGGAGGCCCAGCGACGGCCUUCGAUUUCACCACAAAGGGAAUACUACAAGCUGCCGUGGAAGGUGAACUGUGGAGGAUGCGUGAUCCCCAGGGGAAGGCGCCCGGCAUGAUGGGGUGGUGGCCGGAGAAGGCUGUCACCUUCGUCGACAACCACGAUACCGGUUCGACGCAAAGGUCGUGGCCUUUUCCUUCUGAUAAGGUCAUGCAAGGCUACGCUUAUAUACUCACGCAUCCGGGAGUCCCUUCCAUCUUCUACGACCACAUGUUUGACUGGGGAUUGAAGGAGAAGAUAACUCAGUUGGCUAAAACCAGAACACGAAAUGGAAUUCAUUCGGGUAGCGCUCUCAACAUUCUGGCCUCUGAUGCUGACCUCUACAUGGCAAUGAUCGAUGGGAAGAUAUUGACAAAGCUAGGCUCGAGAUACGACGUGGGGAAUCUCGUUCCUUCCAACUUCCACGUCGUUGCCUCUGGCAAUGACUACUGCGUGUGGGAGAAGAGAUGAAGACGAUGAUGAUGAAUCAUGGAAGACACUUUUCGCUUUUCUUUCGUUAACGUUUCUCAUGUGUGUUGUAAGAAAAAAAUAUCGUGUUCCCACAUGUACAUUUAUCCGUCCUGCUUGAGAAAAGUUAUAGAAAUGCUAUUUUAUAUAA